ACUAGAAGCGACCACCAGGGGCAGUGUUUCCUGUAGAGAGGACUUUAUUCUGCCCACCGAUCUCUUCCUCAGUCAACGAAGCCAGAGCGGAUGUCAACAUAAACGACAGAUCGCGGCAUUGUAACUUCACGCUAACCUGCGAGAAUGGCGGACGAGGAGGACGAAACUGGCUUCGACGACGAGCUGGAGGACGCCUCCAGCGGAGUGGACGUCGGCCACGGCAAGCGGAAGAGGCUCUUCUCCAAGGAGCUCCGCUGCAUGAUGUAUGGGUUUGGAGACGACCAGAAUCCGUACACCGAGUCCGUGGAUAUCCUGGAGGAUCUGGUGAUCGAGUUUAUUACCGAAAUGACCCACAAAGCCAUGUCUAUCGGACGCCAAGGCCGCGUCCAGGUGGAGGACAUCGUUUUCCUUAUACGCAAGGACCCCAGGAAGUUUGCCAGAGUCAAAGACCUACUGACCAUGAACGAGGAGCUGAAGAGAGCCCGAAAAGCCUUCGACGAAGCCAAUUAUGGGUCCUAAUGUCUUAUUGGGGCGCUUUUUAUUUGUAAUACUUUAGAUUUUUAUCUCACUUGUCGUUAUUAGUGGAGCGGGUAUCGUGCUAUUUGGCACUGUAUAAAUAAAGUAACUAGUACAAGA
Molecule: messenger RNA, 636 nt
Organism: Betta splendens (Siamese fighting fish)
Lineage: Eukaryota; Metazoa; Chordata; Actinopteri; Anabantiformes; Osphronemidae
Gene: taf13
Product: TATA-box binding protein associated factor 13
Exons: 2
Coding region: 145-519 (124 amino acids)
Biological process (GO): transcription by RNA polymerase II
Cellular component (GO): transcription factor TFIID complex
Molecular function (GO): protein heterodimerization activity
Source: RefSeq, a predicted model, not a curated record